Molecule: messenger RNA, 807 nt
Organism: [Torrubiella] hemipterigena
Lineage: Eukaryota; Fungi; Ascomycota; Sordariomycetes; Hypocreales; Clavicipitaceae
Source: the annotation of a GenBank genome assembly
AUGUCUUGCAUCGGAAAAAAAUAUACCUGGGCGAUCACAAGGCUGACUUUGUUGGGGGUGGCAGAUGUCAUUGGCGUCACGGACCAGGAUACCUGGGAAUACGGCCAGGAGCUGCGCGCCAUCAUUGCGGAAAAGAAGCUGCACCAUGUCGUCUUUGUCCAUCCUCAGACGCUGCUUGGCAUGGUGCCUGCCAGCGAAAUGACGCGCGAAAAGUACAUGGAAACGGCGGAUGAGUGUCGCUCCAUGCUGGAGGCCCAGUACGGAUCAACCAUUAAGGAGAUUGAGGCCCUGAUCACGGCGGACCGCGAUACAAACUCCACGUACUGUGGCAUGGUCAAGUUUCUCGAGACGGAGAUUAGCGCGGCGCUCGUCGGCAAGAGCUACAAGGAGCGCAAGAGGCUGCAAAAGGACACGGCCAAGAAGAUGAUGCAGCGCUCCGAGGCCUUCACCAUGGCCAUCCGCAGCCUGCGGCCCAUGGAUGUGCGCCUGUCGAUGCAUCCUUCGUCUGGCGCGGCCAAGCUGUCCAUCUCCCUCAUCCCGUGUCCCAAGGGCUUCUUUCAGCGCUCGCCCUGGCACAGCUGCGUUGCGAUUGACGCUCAGGGCGGCUACCACUGCGUCCACUCGGAGGAUGUCAAGAUGACUCAUGACCUUGUCUACAAGAACGGCCGGCCGUACUUUUACAUGGUCAAGGAGAGCGUUGCAGAGGAAGCCCCCGCUGAAGGAUCAUUUCAGGCUCCGCUCCACGUCGAGGUUGCCAAGGAGGCCUCAUUUAUGGCUCCCAUGUCUCCCAAGGCUACCGUUAAAUAG